CUCUUUCUCUCUCUUUGCGCUCACUCUGUCUGUGUGUGUGUGGCAGCUGGCGCUCUGUUGCUCGGCUCCAGCUCACUGCUAAGCAAUGGCGCUGCGGGCUGGCCACUUCUCCUUCGCCCCUCGGUGUCUGCUCGCGGUGGCAGUGCUGUUGCUCGCAGGCGGACCGCAGUUGGCUCGAUCAUGCCCCAGUCGCUGCUUGUGUUUUCGGACAACCGUGAGAUGUAUGCAUUUGAACCUGGAAACCGUGCCAGCCGUGUCUCCGCAGACCACCAUUCUAGAUUUAAGAUUCAACAAAAUCAAAGAUCUGCAACCAGGUUCCUUCAGACGCCUCAAAAACCUCAACACCCUCCUCCUUAACAACAACCAUAUACGAAGAAUCCCAAGAGGAGCAUUUGAAGACCUGGAAAAUCUCAAAUAUCUCUAUCUGUACAAGAAUGAAAUCCAAUCAAUUGACAGACAGGCAUUUAAGGGGCUUGUCUCUCUUGAGCAACUAUACCUGCAUUUCAACAACAUUGAAUCUUUGGAGCCAGAAUCCUUUGCUCACCUGCCAAAGCUGGAGCGCCUAUUUUUACACAACAACAGAAUUACCCAGCUGGUUCCAGGGACAUUUUCUCAUCUCCAAGCCAUGAAGAGACUACGACUGGACUCCAAUGCCUUAAACUGUGACUGUGAGCUGCUAUGGUUAGCCGAUCUGCUCAAACAAUACGCUGAAUCAGGAAAUGCACAGGCUGCUGCCACCUGUGACUACCCCAGUCGACUGCAGGGCCGAUCGGUCGCUACUCUCACCGCAGAGGAGCUCAACUGUGAGGUACCCAGGAUCACAUCAGAGCCACAGGAUGUUGAUGUUACAUCAGGGAACACCGUCUACUUCACCUGUCGGGCCGAAGGCAACCCAAAACCGCAAAUCAUCUGGCUCAGGAACAAUAAUGCUCUAAACAUGCGUGAGGACCAUCGUCUGAAUUUGCUUGAAGAUGGGACUCUCAUGAUCCAGGACACCAGAGAGACUGACCAGGGAGUCUAUCAGUGCAUGGCCAAAAAUGUGGCAGGGGAGGUCAAGACGUCCCAAGUCACACUGAGAUAUUUUGGAGCUCCUUCCCGACCUAGUUUUGUGAUCCAGCCUCAGAACACAGAGGUGCUGGUUGGAGAGAGCGUCACUCUUGAAUGCAGUGCCACAGGACAGCCUCAGCCUCGUGUCACCUGGACCAAGGGAGACAGGACACCCAUACCCAGUGACACCCGAAUCAACAUCACCCCAUCUGGAGGCCUGUUUAUUCAGAACGUGGUGCAGGCUGAUGGGGGCCAGUAUACCUGCUUCGCCUCUAAUAACGUGGACACUAUACACGCCACUGCCUACAUCAUUGUUCAAGCCAUCCCACAGUUCUCGGUGACACCACAGGACCAGUCUGUGUUGGAGGGCCACACAGUGGACUUUCCCUGUGAAGCCACAGGUUACCCUCAGCCUGUUGUUGCCUGGACGAGAGGAGGCAGUCCCUUACCCAUUGACCGACGCCACACGGUGCUAUCCACAGGCACUCUGCGCAUCACUCGUGUGGCCGCUCAUGACGAGGGCCAGUACGAGUGUCAGGCUGUCAGCCCUGUGGGAACUGUUCGCACCGCAGUGCAGCUCAGCAUUCAACAGAGAGUAACGCCUGUUUUCACAAAUGCUCCAAGGGAUCUGACGGUGGAGUCUGGCCAGGAUGUCCAGAUCCCCUGCAGCGCUCAAGGCCAGCCACAACCUGUGCUCACAUGGAACAAGGACGGUGUACAAGUGACAGAAAGUGGAAAGUUUCACAUCAGCUUAGAUGGUUAUCUCGAGGUUAAAGAUGUGGGCACCGCUGAUGCUGGACGCUAUGAAUGCAUAGCUCGCAACUCUAUUGGCUACCAGGUGGCCAGCAUGGUGCUAACUGUCAUAGUUCCCCCUGUAAGCAGAGAGGGAGAUACAUUUGUUAGCACUUCAAUUCAGCAGGCCAUAAGAAAUGUGGACAGUGCCAUUGAGUCCACAAGAAGACGCCUUUUUGAUGGUCAACCUCGCACUCCAGGGGAGAUCCUCGCUCUGUUCCGGUAUCCUCGUGACCCCUACACUGUGGAGCAGGCCCGAGCCGGAGAAAUCUUUGAGCAAACCCUGCUGUUAAUCCAGAACCAUGUCAACCAGGGCCUUAUGGUGGAUACCAAUGGCACAGCCUUUCGCUACAAUGACUUGGUGUCCCCUCGGUUCCUGGAUAUGAUCGCUAACCUGUCUGGCUGCACAGCCCAUCGCCGUCUGAACAACUGUUCUGACAUUUGUUUUCAUCAGAAGUAUCGCAGCCAUGAUGGGACCUGCAACAACCUUCAGCACCCCAUGUGGGGUGCCUCUCUUACUGCUUUUGAGCGUCUCCUUAAACCGGUCUAUGACAAUGGCUUCAACUUACCCAGAGGAGCCAUGGAGCGCCCGCACAAUGGAUACAGGUUACCUCUGCCCAGGCUGGUCUCUACCACUAUGAUUGGCACAGAGACGAUUACCCCUGACGACCGCUACACCCACAUGCUCAUGCAGUGGGGGCAAUUCCUCGACCAUGACUUGGACGCCACAGUUGCAUCUCUGAGCCAGUCCCGCUUUUCGGAUGGACAGCUGUGCGCACAAGUCUGCACAAAUGACCCUCCAUGUUUCCCCAUCCAAUUUCCUCCCAAUGACCCGCGCCAGAUCCGCAGUGGUGCCCGCUGCAUGUUCUUUGUGCGCUCCAGCCCUGUGUGUGGCAGUGGCAUGACCUCGCUCCUCAUGAACAGUGUGUACCCCCGAGAGCAAACCAAUCAGCUCACAUCUUACAUCGACGCCUCCAAUGUCUACGGGAGCUCUCGCCAUGAGUCUGAGGAGGUCCGCGAUCUGGCCAGCCACAGGGGGUUGCUGCGCCAAGGGAUUAUCCAAAGAACAGGGAAACCUCUGCUGCCCUUUGCCACUGGACCUCCCACUGAGUGUAUGAGGGAUGAAAAUGAAAGCCCAAUCCCGUGUUUCUUGGCUGGGGACCAUCGGGCCAAUGAGCAGCUCGGCCUGACUGCCAUGCACACAGUGUGGUUUAGGGAGCACAACCGAAUUGCCACAGAGCUGCUAAGACUCAACCCACACUGGGAUGGGGACACCAUUUACCAUGAGGCCAGGAAGAUCGUGGGGGCCCAAAUGCAGCAUAUCACCUAUAACCACUGGCUGCCAAAGAUAUUUGGAGAAGCUGGUAUGAGGAUGAUGGGACAGUACACUGGUUAUAACCCAAAUAUUAACGCUGGCAUCUUCAGUGCUUUUGCUACUGCCGCAUUUCGCUUUGGGCACACGCUCAUCAACCCGAUCCUGUACAGGCUAGAUGAGGACUUCCAGCCUAUCCCACAGGGUCACCUCUCUCUGCACCGGGCCUUCUUUUCACCCUUUCGUAUUGUGAACGAGGGGGGCAUCGAUCCCCUCCUGCGCGGCCUCUUUGGAGUCGCUGGUAAAAUGAGGGUCACCACACAGUUACUGAACACAGAGCUGACUGAGAAGUUGUUCUCCAUGGCUCAUGCGGUGGCCUUGGAUCUCGCUGCUAUGAACAUCCAGAGAGGGAGAGACCAUGGCAUAUCUCCUUACAAUGACUUCAGAACAUUCUGUAACCUGUCAUCAGCACAGACAUUUGAAGAUCUUAGAAAUGAGAUCAAGAAUCCUACUGUGAGAGAAAAGCUGCAAAGAUUGUAUGGCACCCCUCUUAAUAUCGACUUGUUCCCGGCGCUGAUGGCAGAGGACCUAGUUCCAGGCAGCAGACUGGGGCCGACCCUCAUGUGUCUGCUUGUGACGCAGUUUAAACGAGUACGAGAUGGUGACAGGUUCUGGUAUGAAAACCCCGGUGUGUUCACCCCUGCACAGCUGACUCAGCUGAAACAGGCCUCUCUGGCCCGAGUGCUGUGUGACAAUGGAGACAACAUCACGCGCGUCCAACAGGACGUCUUCAGCGUGGCUGAGCUCCCUCAUGGUUUCGGCAGCUGUGAGGACAUUCCUCAUAUCGACCUGCGAAUGUGGCAAGACUGCUGUGAAGACUGCAGGACCAAGGGCCAGUUUAAUGCCCUUUCGUACCACUUUAGGGGACGCAGAUCAGCAGAGCAUAGCUACAAUGAGGACAAGCCUGUUGACAGCCCAGUGGGGUCAUCACUAGAGAGUGCUGAAAAUGUUACUGCGAAAGCACAAAAAACAACUCAACCUACUGUUACUGAUUUCCAAGACUUUGUCUCCGAAAUGCAGAAGACUAUUACAAGUUUACGAAAGCAGAUAAAGCGACUUGAAGCCCGUCUGAGGAGGACUGACUGCACUGACAGUGAGGGGCGAGAGCGAGCAGAUGGAGAACAGUGGAAACAGGAUCCCUGCACCACCUGUGAAUGCACAGAUGCUCAAGUGACCUGCACUGUACAGUCCUGCCCACCAGCUCAAUGCAAACAUCCUGUGAAGCUCAAAGGGGCCUGUUGCCCCAUGUGCCUUCAACAGGAAGACAACAGGCACAUUUGAAAUGAGGACACCUUCGUCCAGUUUAGUGACUGACAGUCAAUCGCAGACGUCCAGUGAGAUACAGACUCCAAGGUGUGCUCUAAUGCCACAGCCUUGAUUGACCCAAUAGCCUCACUUGUUUUCAUUAUGCAUUACUCUCUUUGGUUCGAGAGGGUCUGUUGUGGCCCCCUCCAGGGCCAGCAGCCUGGAGCCUGGUUUGGAUCUGCUGGCAACAAGCCAACCAUGGCUAAAAGGAUUUAUCUCUGAACUGAUGGCUGGAUGGAUGACUGGGCAAAUUGUAAACCCCAGAGACAAACCUCUUCUCUUCGAGUCCCCUGAGGCUUCUGAAGUGAAACAAACAGCCACUGUGUUUGCUCAACAUUCCCCACAACGCAGAGGCCAGUCGCCGUUCACAGGAAAGGGAAAAAGAUGACGAGGCCACCAUUUUGUUGACUCUCAAAAUCUUCUCAGGUCAGAGAUGCAGAAAACUGGUGCUAUUUUACCAUUUUCUAAUCAUUUUAUUCAUAAUGCAUACCUUAAGUAUUUUUGUGUACAAGCCACAUUAUAUUUACAUGCCGCAUAUGCCUUUUUGCAAGAGAAAAGGACUGUUUAUUUUAUCUUCAGGAUAUUUUCUGAAAAGAGUUACUUUAACUUUUUAUCAAAGGUGCUUUAAAACAUGUGAUUUGCCACAUGUGUUGCCUCCCAUUUUGUACAAAAUAUUUGUGUAUGAAGUAAUGUGAAGCCCUACAAAAAUGCAAAAAGUCUACUGAUGCUUGUUCUGUACUUCAUAGACCACAUGUCAGUUUAGUUGUUAUGUGUGCUGGUCUGUCCUGGUUUGACUGAGGUGGACCAUGUGGCGCCCCCUGUCUGAAGGACACCAGUUCUUGCACUGUCAUCCUCAUUGUAGAUUAUUUUAUUAAAAUGGUGUAGAACAAAAUGAUGUGACCACUUAAAGCCAAACGUUUAGUUCAAAAAGCACAUGUGUCGUGUAUCUAUAAAACAACAUGAAUGUUGCAAUAGGGUCAGGGUUAGCCUUUGCUGUUGCUAACUUUACCACAGCAGUAUUUUCUGGCUGUAUCAGGAACAUUUCAUUCUCUUAUUGACUCAUCCAUUCUGUGAAGACUUGCAGUAUCGGUUUAGCAGGACUACUUCAUGCUUUCCUUUCCUACGCCUUCAUAUGGUGUAUUGCUUUUAAAUAUUUUCACACGUGUGUUUAGUCACUUUCCUCUUGCAGGGACAUCUGCAGUGUCGAUAUAGUUUAGGAAUGCUCAGCCCACAACAUAAUUUCUUUGCAUGUUAUACUUUUUAAACCCAGGUGACGUCAUGUAUCCAGGCAUGUGUGGAGCGCAGCCCUCUGACCUUCAUUCCGCUGUAAUGGAAGCCAUAUGAAAGGGGAAGCGAGGGUGAUGUUGGGGGAGGAACAAUGAUUGGGAUUGUCAAAUUAAAACAAGGCUAGACACACUUUGAAUGGAGCACUACCUCCUGUCAGCCACUUCUGUUGAUGUACAUUUUAUACAUUCAUGCACUGGUUUACCUCAUGUAACACAACACACAUUUAUUACCUUCAAAUUGUUGUGAAAUGGCUGCAUCACUUCUGUUCCAUUGUUUUCAUUAUGUGGUCAUGUCCUGUGCAAGUUCACAUACCCACAACAAGUCUCUGGUUAAUUUUCCACUCUUAACUCUUAACAGACUGCAAAACUAGCAAGAUUAUAUAUGUUCCUAAUGUACUCUUCAAACAUCGUCCAUCACAUGUCCUAGUAUGACAGUGUUUUGCUUAGGCCUGUAUGAGAAUGUCAUCUCUAGGUUAAAUCCAUUUGAACUGAGUUUUCCAUGUUCUGGUUACAAAAGCACUGUGAGAUGUCUUUGUCACUUGCUGUCAAAACCUAUUUUUGUUGAAUUAGCUUUUUUAUUUUCCUUACCCACCCCUCCUCUGGAUUAUCUCUGUAGUAUGUGUUAAUGGAAUGCACUGCCUUGCAAGACUGAACAUGCUUUACUCACACUGUCCCAGAACAAGCGGUCAACGAGGAUAUGAAAUUACCUAUCUUUUGUAUUGUUUGUUUGCCAAAGAAUGGAUUGCACUGUAAAGUCUCUCAACAGUAAUAAAAAAUAAAUAAGCCAUGGCUCACUAUAAA
Messenger RNA from Periophthalmus magnuspinnatus, 6603 nucleotides. RefSeq names its product peroxidasin. Lineage: Eukaryota; Metazoa; Chordata; Actinopteri; Gobiiformes; Gobiidae. The coding region runs from base 86 to 4492 and encodes 1468 amino acids. The record is from RefSeq and is a predicted model, not a curated record. The transcript is spliced from 23 exons. Gene Ontology annotation, biological process: response to oxidative stress. Gene Ontology annotation, molecular function: peroxidase activity; heme binding; protein binding.